Arachis stenosperma is the source of this 339-nucleotide messenger RNA. RefSeq lists its product as uncharacterized. NCBI's taxonomy places the organism in Eukaryota, Viridiplantae, Streptophyta, Magnoliopsida, Fabales, Fabaceae. The record is from RefSeq and is a predicted model, not a curated record. Bases 1 to 339 code for a protein of 112 amino acids. Gene Ontology annotation, molecular function: nucleic acid binding. Gene Ontology annotation, biological process: DNA integration. The transcript has 2 exons.
AUGUCGGAUAACGGAACACAGUUUUCUGACAAGAAAUUUGGGAAGUUCCUGUCAGGCCUUGGAAUCAAACAAAAGUUCUCUUCUGUGGAACACACCCAGUGCAAUGGACAAGCUGAGGCGGCGAACAAGGUCAUCCUGAGUGGCACAACACCACAAUCUUCUACCGGAGAGACGCCUUUCCAGCUUACUGAUAGUGUGGAUACGAUGAUUCCCAUGGAAAUAAGAGAACUGAGCUCAAUGUUACUCCUCAAUAGAAGUGACAAAGUGACUAAGAAGGACCUGAUAGAUGAGACCAAGGAGAUGGUCCACUUGUCAGAAGCGGCAUUGAAGCAAAGUUAG